Messenger RNA from Cyphellophora attinorum, 2100 nucleotides. RefSeq lists its product as uncharacterized. The coding region runs from base 1 to 2100 and encodes 699 amino acids. Gene Ontology annotation, biological process: positive regulation of transcription by RNA polymerase II. The transcript has 3 exons. Gene Ontology annotation, molecular function: transcription cis-regulatory region binding; DNA-binding transcription factor activity. Gene Ontology annotation, cellular component: nucleus. Lineage: Eukaryota; Fungi; Ascomycota; Eurotiomycetes; Chaetothyriales; Cyphellophoraceae. The record is from RefSeq and is a predicted model, not a curated record.
AUGUCAAGCAUGCCGACAGAAGAGAGAUACAAGACGGCUCGCAAGUUUCUCGACGAAAGCGACAAAGUCCGCAAAAAGUUCGUCAAACGAGAGGAGGAAAGACAACACAUUGGUCUCCAGUCGCCAGCACUCUCGACCAUAUCGCCCGACCCUCCGGUGAGGCAGAGAAGCUCCUCAAGUAUUCACUCGCGCCCGACUAGUGUUCCUCAUACACGAUCACCACCACCUCAACAGCCUCUUCCGUUCAUGACCAAUCCUCACCAUUUCGCGCGCAGUGAUUCUCCAGCUUUGCAAUCCCAGCGCGGAUCUCAAGAUGUCGCCCCCCUCGUAUCAGGAUUUGCCAACGCCUUUCCAUCUGGGACACCACUCAGCAGUGCUGAGAACACACCGGACUUUCGACAUGCCAGUCGGCAAGCAGAUAUCAUCGCACCGAGUACGAUCAGUUACUCUGAUGCAGGCUACUCAGAUGUUGCCAUGGACUUCUCGAAUUCGGACUUCUUUGACUUGGAUAUAGAAACAUACUACGCGAACGGCAACAAUGCAUGCGGCUUCAUUCCUGGGUUGCCAGUGAUAAUGAGCGAGGCUGAAGAUCUGGAAAUGGAUGAACUCGAUCACCACUCACUUGCUUCAACUGCGCCUGAUCCUAUAAACGCCGAAGCCAUAGCGGAAAGGAAGGACGAGAUGGCGAUACUCAUACGACUCUUCGUUGAUGUUAUGGCGCCGUGGAUGGAUUUGUUUGAUUUCGAUGCUUAUUUUACAAGGAUUAUUCCCCUUAAAGCCUCGAACAACGCGAUGCUACAAGCCGCCCUCGCUGCAGUGGCGUCCAAACAGCUUGCACGAUAUGGAAUGUCUUCAUCAAUCGACAAAUCCAGAUAUGCAUUGGUACUGAGCUCCAAGUAUCGCGAUAUCACUCCAAAUGAGUGGUUCUACAAAGCAGCUAGCUACUAUGACCGAGGCAUCUCAUGCCUGCGCGGAUUCCUUCGCAGGUAUUCUGUGCACGAUGAUCCAACGGCGCUACUCAGUCCGCCUGCAUCAACAUUAUCAGAUUCGCCUGGAUUUCCGCCUCGGCCAAUACGCCGACUGAGCAGCCGGAGUAGUAUUGGAGGCGUGUCAGCUGAUAGUGAUCUCCAAGACCUCCUUUCGGCUAUUUCUGUGUUCUCGUUGUACGAAUCCUUCGACAAUUCGACAGUCGGUGCGUCGCAGCAUCUCAACGGCUUUCAGAGCUUGGUACAAGGGCGAAGAGGAACGUCCAGCAUGACUGUUUUCGCGACAAGGACUGGUGGCAGAGCUGCGUUCUGGAACUUUGCUCUAGAAGACUUGCUCUCUGCAUAUGCAAAUGGCCGACCAACAAGAUUGCAUCCGAUGGAUCUGGAUCUCUGGGUUGCUGCUGGCCUACCGUUGGUCAGACGUCAAACGGAUCCGUCCGGCGAAGGAAGUGGCACUCUUUCACUUCAGCUCGAUGCUAUCUUCAAUACCGGACGCGACGAUAUUAUAGCUUGUACGCUAAUAUGGGUUGCGAACAGAGUGGUCAACUUCAUCACCCAGAGUGCUGGGCACUCUAUUGGCGACACAGUCUUCCGUCAUUGGACAGAACUACGGACCCUGCUCGAAGUGUGGCACAAUCGUCUGCCUGUAACGUUCCAUCCUUAUGCUACUGUCGAGACACGGCACAUCACUGAUUCUCGACACGGAAGUCAGCAGAACAAACACUUUUUCAGUGUUCCUAUGGCGGCAGGUGCUCUACAGCUGUAUCAUUUCGUGCAGAUUCUACUCAUUCUACACAGGCCGUCCGAGUCAGAUGGUCAGCAGACGCAAGGGCAACGAAUGCGGUUGUUGAGGAAAGCUGCCGAAGAAUCUGAACAUCACAGCCGACAUAUAUGUGGUAUUGCGCUCGGGAGUCCUCCAGGCGCUGUGCAAAGGCUCAUGAUUCAGCCUUUACAUCUCAGUGGGAGCUGCUUCGAUGAGGAAAUCGAUCGAAAGCUCGUGCUCGAGCUGCUCGAGAUCGUCGAAGAGCAGACGGGCGCAAGCACGAAGAGAGUCAGGGCGGACCUGCUGCAGCAAUGGGGAUGGUCUGCUGAGAAUAAGGACAUGAUGAAUUAA